GGGGUCCUCGGUCGGGGCUGUGGGGUCGUGAGCUGCUCCCUCGUGGGGCUUGUGCCGAGGGGAAAGCAGGGCCGUGGGCAGGGCGCCUGUGGGGGAAGCUGAAGCGCAGGAAGCGUCAUGGGAGCAGGAGCAGCUUCUGCCUGCGAGGGCGAGGCAGCGGCGCUGGCGCUGGUGGCUGUGCUGUGGGGCAGCACUGGGCCCUUCCUGCGGCGCGGCGCGGCCGGGCUGGAGGAGCUGCGCUGCCAGGGCCGACUGCGGCAGCUGCUGGCCGAGAUCCGCUUCCUCAGCCUCAACUACAAGUACAUGGUGCCUUUUCUGCUCAAUCAAGGUGGAUCUCUCCUCUUCUACCUCACCUUGGCAUCUGCAGAUCUGUCCCUGGCUGUGCCCCUGUGUAACUCCCUGGCUUUGAUAGUCACACUGGUGACUGGGAGCAUUCUGGGGGAGGACAUUGGUGGUAAAAGAGCUGUGGCAGGGAUGCUGCUCACUGUGCUGGGAGUCACACUCUGUGUAGUUGCCUCAUGAAGGAGCUGCGGCAGAGAGCAGAGGAAGAAGAACCUGUUCCAAGGUAACCCUCUGUGGGUUCUGGCUCAGCAGCACCACCCUUCAGCUCAGUGUCAGCUGGAAAGCUCUAGUGUGACACCUGGGUGUCCAAAAUCCUUGGACUGUCUUCCUUGAGCACUGGGGUGGGACAGGAAAUGCUGAGAGGAGGUCCUGGUUAACAUCUGGAGCUGAGGAAGUCUUCACCUGUGAGUGUCUUGAAGCAGGGAUGGUUGAGUUGUCUUGCCCAGCACUGGGGGGAUAAUAAAUGGUUCAAAGGGAA
Molecule: messenger RNA, 820 nt
Organism: Pogoniulus pusillus (Red-fronted tinkerbird)
Lineage: Eukaryota; Metazoa; Chordata; Aves; Piciformes; Lybiidae
Gene: TMEM234
Product: transmembrane protein 234
Exons: 5
Coding region: 118-522 (134 amino acids)
Source: RefSeq, a predicted model, not a curated record